AUGCCAUACAGGUCGAUUAGCUACUUCAAAGAGCUGGCUUUCAUCGUCACAAAGGAGUACACUUCCUACGAGAUGAUCAAGAAACAAGUCGACCACCUGUUCAACCUGUGCAAGAAGCAUAAUGAGUCCCUCCCUGACUACAUCAAAAGAUUUAAGGUGGAAAGCCAACAUUGUGGGAUGUGA
Prunus armeniaca (apricot) is the source of this 183-nucleotide messenger RNA. NCBI's taxonomy places the organism in Eukaryota, Viridiplantae, Streptophyta, Magnoliopsida, Rosales, Rosaceae. The record is from the annotation of a GenBank genome assembly.